Messenger RNA from Diabrotica balteata, 1722 nucleotides. Lineage: Eukaryota; Metazoa; Arthropoda; Insecta; Coleoptera; Chrysomelidae. The record is from the annotation of a GenBank genome assembly.
AUGAAGUAUCUGUUAACAAUCGAUGGUAAAGCAUUUGGAAUAUGUCCUGCCAACAGACUUCGAUUAAUUCCUGGUGUAUUUGAAGACACUGGACAGCUCAUCAGAGGUAUAUCUCCGAACCAAUUUUCCGACCAAGGUGAUUUUAGCGCUUUGCAACGACAAGGAAAGCGCAGAAGUUGGCACGUCCUUCCUAACCAGGUCGUAACUCCCAAAAAGUUCAACGAUGUAUUUUUAUACGACAUGCCUCCAUCGAGAUGUUCUCCGAUUUCAGUUUCUUCAGGAGUUAGCCCGGGUACAAUAACUCGGGACCAGAACGACUGCUACGAUGUACCUCCCCGGCCAGUACCAGUAGGUAAUGAAAGUUUUAGGAAUUGUCCCCGAUGCUCUCCCGCCCCAUCAUGUGCCUCACCGAUCAAUAGAGAUUCAGGUGACACAUAUGACAUUCCCAGACAACAUUUAGGUAUUCAGAACCAAUUAACACCCUCUAGUUCAGCUAGUUCGCUAACAGCGGAUUCACUUAGUUCGUCAAACCGUAGCAGUUUAGCCAAUAUGCCUGACUACGACGUCCCGAAACCUUACAACAGAGGCCCCCAAUUAGUUCUCCAAUCCACUUCAAAUUACGAUGUACCCACACAUGUUACAAAAGAGUUGCCUUUGGAGCUAAAUUCAGCACUUGAAAAUUUGGAGAGAUUACAGACUGACACCACCAGUGCAAUAUCAAAGUUAUUAGGAUUUGUCGGUCCUCAGUGGAGGACGAAAGACAAGUUAGAAACAAAUUUAAUGGAAAUCAAAUUGUCAGCGACCCGGUUACGUACGUCUCUCCAAGAUUUGGCGGAGUUUGGAGAAGGGACGUUGGGAAACGCAGCUAGGGCUUCCGAUAAAAAUUUGGCUGGCAAAUUAUCCCCCUUAGUUUUAGCAAUCAGGAAAGCAAAUACCCUGGUACAAGAAGUUUCAGAAAAACUUAAUAGACAUAACUGGUCUCUAGACAUUCUUUCUAGGCCGCUUGAUGAAGAGUGCGUGAAGAAACCAGACGAAUUAGAACAACUAGUUGCCUGCUCGCGUGCAUUAACGGAAGAUAUUCGACAGAUAGCGUCGUUCAUUCAGGGCAAUGGUACAUUGCUGUUCAAAAAGGAAUCUUCGAACGAAUGGAACGAAGAAUAUGAUUAUGUAAGCUUAGAUUCAAAAGAAAACAUUAACAAAAAUCACGCAGAUAUAAUGAAAACCUUACCAAAGAACUUACAGAAAGACUUCGACAAUUGUGUGAAACAUGCCGAUGAUGUAGCUUUCGACGUUGACCAUAAGACAGCGGGCUUAGAUCCUGACGAUAAACAGCUCUUGGCAUUUUACGCAACGCAGGUGGUUACACAUCACACCAAUUUGACACAUGCCAUAGACGCAUUUUUGAAUACAGUGGAACAUAACCAACCGCCGAAAAUAUUUUUGGCUCACGGCAAGUUUGUGGUCCUCAGUGCUCACAAAUUAGUCCUAAUAGGUGAUACGGUGCAUCGAAAUAUCACGUGCCGAGAUAUAAAGGAUAGAUCGUUAAGUUAUGCCAAUGCUCUUUCAGAUGCUUUAGCGACCAGUGUAAAUAAAACUAAACAAGCUGCGAUGCAAUUCCCUUCUGUGAAUGCUGUUCAGGAAAUGGUCGACUCUGUUGUAGAUAUUUCUCAUUCAGCUAAGGAUUUAAAGGUAUGCUUGGUACAAGCUGCAGUUUCCUUUUAA